UUUAUAUGCUUCAGCAGGGCUAAAGAUGCUCUAAGUAUUGAAGCUAUAAGGAAGGUGUAUCUUUGGGUGUCGAUUGUUGAAGGGGCAUCACUAUUGUGUUCUUCGAUUGCCUGUUUUUCAUUACUGCGAUAUUCACAAUGAAGUUGCAAGUUCCCAACUUUCUUAUGGAUUCCAGCAAUCCUGCUGGUUACACAGUGAGGACUGUGACUGAUUUUAUUAAUGACAGUACUCGUCUUGUUCGCAAGUGCACGAAGCCAGACAAAAAGGAGUACGGCCGUAUUUUGCGUGCGUGUUCUGUUGGAUUUUUCAUCAUGGGAUUCAUCGGUUACAUGGUGAAACUUAUGUUUAUCCCUGUGAACAACAUCCUGGUUGGGAUGCCUCAGUAAGGGUACUUGUAACCUCUAUCGGACACUUUACUCUUAAUAAGCUGUUAUAUAUCAU
Babesia bovis T2Bo is the source of this 441-nucleotide messenger RNA. RefSeq names its product putative protein translocase SEC61 complex gamma subunit. The coding region runs from base 138 to 386 and encodes 82 amino acids. Gene Ontology annotation, molecular function: transmembrane protein transporter activity. Lineage: Eukaryota; Apicomplexa; Aconoidasida; Piroplasmida; Babesiidae. The transcript has a single exon. Gene Ontology annotation, cellular component: Ssh1 translocon complex; membrane. Gene Ontology annotation, biological process: post-translational protein targeting to membrane, translocation; protein targeting. The record is from RefSeq and is a predicted model, not a curated record.